Messenger RNA from Impatiens glandulifera, 951 nucleotides. RefSeq names its product adenine phosphoribosyltransferase 5-like. The coding region runs from base 142 to 717 and encodes 191 amino acids. Gene Ontology annotation, cellular component: cytoplasm; cytosol. The transcript is spliced from 5 exons. Gene Ontology annotation, molecular function: adenine phosphoribosyltransferase activity. The record is from RefSeq and is a predicted model, not a curated record. NCBI's taxonomy places the organism in Eukaryota, Viridiplantae, Streptophyta, Magnoliopsida, Ericales, Balsaminaceae. Gene Ontology annotation, biological process: adenine salvage.
AAAGAGAGAUAGAGAGAGAUUGAGCAAAAAGAAACAACUGUUGUUGGAACUUGGGCUAUAAAGUCCUUCCCCCCAUUUAUUCAAUCCCAAUUGUUGUCUAUUCAAAACUAAGAAGAAGAAGAAAGAAGAAAGAAAAGAAAGAUGUUUGCAGCAGAGAAUGGACUGAGAGGAGAUUCAAGGCUCCAAGGAAUCUCUGAUGCCAUUAGAGUGGUUCCUCACUUCCCCAAAGCAGGAAUAAUGUUUCAAGAUAUAACGACACUGUUACUGAACCACAAAGUCUUCAAAGACACCAUUGACAUCUUUGUUGACAGAUAUAGAGACAUGGGCAUAUCUGUUGUUGCAGGGAUUGAAGCAAGAGGUUUGUUUUUCGGUCCAUCAAUUGCGCUGGCUAUUGGUGCUAAAUUCGUUCCAUUGCGUAAACCAAACAAAUUGCCAGGGGAAGUCAUUUCAGAAUCUUAUGUACUUGAAUAUGGAACGGAUUGUCUUGAGAUGGAUGUCAUCUCUGUUAAGCCCGGUGACCGGGCUGUCGUCAUAGACGAUUUAGUAGCCACCGGCGGUACUCUCUCCGCCGCUAUUACACUUUUGGAACGUAUGGGAGGUCAAGUUGUUGAAUGUGGAUGUGUUGUAGGAUUGCCCGAAGUUGAGGGACAGAGAAGGCUAAAUGGAAAACCACUUUACAUUCUUGUACACCCAAGGGAAAUAGAAGAACAGUACUGAUUAUGAUGAUGAUAUGACUAUCAAGAAGAAGAUGAAGAAGAAGCCUGGGCUGAGAUUUCUCUCUUGUAAAGGUGGUGAUGCCUUUGGCCUCCUUCCUCCUCCUGCUGUGUUGGACUCUUCACUAUUUCUCUAUUCUUUUUUUUUUAUUGCUCAUCUUCUCAUUUCCUUUUUAUAGAAUUUUCAACUCUAUCAUUAUCUACUCUCUCAAAAGGGUUUAUUAUUAUUAUUUGUUCA